Messenger RNA from Protopterus annectens (West African lungfish), 549 nucleotides. RefSeq names its product hepatic lectin-like. The record is from RefSeq and is a predicted model, not a curated record. The coding region runs from base 1 to 549 and encodes 182 amino acids. The transcript has 5 exons. NCBI's taxonomy places the organism in Eukaryota, Metazoa, Chordata, Ceratodontiformes, Protopteridae.
AUGUUCUUUGAAAUGUUUUUUGGAAUGUUCUUUGAAAUGGUUUUUGAAAUGGAUCAUGAGCAAAAGAAGGAAAUGGAAACUGUACACAUCAUUCUCAGGACAAUGAAUGCUUCACAGCAGACCUACAUUGCUUCUUUGGACAGUUGGAUGCAAAAUAGCAGUAAAAGGCAAAACUGCAAUAAUGGUUGGGAGUGUUUCCAAAGAUGCUACACAUUCUCAAAUGACAGUAAAAACUGGAAUGAUGCUAGACAUGCAUGUGAGGAGGACAACUCCCAUCUGAUAGUAAUCGAUUCUAAGCUUGAACAAGAUGUGUUUUCCCAAAUAACUACUUCGCAUUACUGGAUUGGCUUGACAGAUCAACAACAAGAAGGGAUAUGGCAAUGGGUGGAUGGAACAAGCUAUGAUGACGGAGUAAAAUUUUGGCAUACAGGUAACCCAGAUGACUAUCAUAACAACGAAGAUUGUAUCGAGUUGUAUCAUCAUGAUGGUAAGACUCUUUGGAAUGACAGUAACUGCAACAGAAGACAGAAGUGGAUCUGUGAAAAGUAA